CUCGAGCUCGAGGCCGUGGGAAAGCAGAUUCGCGACCUGGAGGUGAGGCAGGCCCAGCUGAGAGAGCGGAGAACCGCGCUGGAAUCAUCCCGGGCCGACGCUCACAAGUCCGGGGCCCGGUGCACCCAGGACGCGAUCUUCCCAGAUGUCCUUCACUGCGACGCCGGGACACCACGGACCCUGGGUGCAUCCACAGCGGAGGACGCGAGCCGGGUCCCGGGCGACGACUUCUCCCCCUCCUGCCUUCGACAUCUCCAUCCGGAACCGCUUCGCUCCCCUCCGCGAGACAGGACGCGACGCUGUGAUCAUCGGAGACUCCAUCGUCCGACACGUAAGUGCUACGUUAGCCGAAGGUAAAGUGCACACUCAUUGUUUGCCUCGUGCUCGUGUUCUCGAUGUUUCUGCGCAGAUACCCGCGAUCCUGAAGGUCGACGAGAGCCCCAGAGCGGUCGUGCUUCACGCCGGGGUUAACGACACCACGCUGCGGCAGACGGAGACGCUGAAGAGGGACUUCAGCAGCCUGAUCGAGACGGUUCGCAGCACGACGCCCGCGGCGACGAUCGUCAUGUCAGGACCACUGCCCACGUAUCGACGAGGACACGAAAGGUUCAGUAGACUUUUUGCUUUAAAUGAAUGGUUGUUGUCAUGGUGUAAAGAACAGAAACUGCUAUUUGUUAAUAACUGGAAUCUUUUCUGGGAGCGCCCUAGGCUGUUUCGCGCUGAUGGAUUACACCCCAGCAGAAUCGGAGCGGAGCUGCUCUCUGACAACAUCUCCAGGACACUUCGCUCCAUGUGACUAGUAAGACAAUUCUCUAAUAGCUAUUAUGAUGA
Molecule: messenger RNA, 831 nt
Organism: Carassius carassius (crucian carp)
Lineage: Eukaryota; Metazoa; Chordata; Actinopteri; Cypriniformes; Cyprinidae
Exons: 2
Coding region: 146-796 (216 amino acids)
Source: RefSeq, a predicted model, not a curated record